This is a messenger RNA of Medicago truncatula (barrel medic), 2049 nucleotides long. Its product is annotated as pentatricopeptide repeat-containing protein At4g21880, mitochondrial. Gene Ontology annotation, molecular function: protein binding. The record is from RefSeq and is a predicted model, not a curated record. The coding region runs from base 169 to 1731 and encodes 520 amino acids. The transcript has 11 exons. Lineage: Eukaryota; Viridiplantae; Streptophyta; Magnoliopsida; Fabales; Fabaceae.
GAUAGCAUCCUUAUCCCACCACUUAAAAGGUUAACCUAGACGCACCUUUGUAUCUCUAGCAAAACUCGAUCGAUCUAACUGUUCACGGCGAUUCCACCCGUUUCUACAAAUUUCCGAUUCAGAUCUACAAAACUCACCUUGCCUCAGCUGUGAGUGUGCAGCUCAAAGAUGCUCGCCUUUUGCCUAAAAGAACUACGGGUUCGUAGCUAUUAUUUCGGUUCAGAUCUACAAAACUUUCGCAGAACAUCAUCUUCAUGGAACCUGAUUCUCUCCUCCCGCAAACUCCAUGAUGCUUCUUCUACAGCUCCUCCUGUUGAGAAGAAGCUUAAGCUUCUUGACUACGCUUCAAUGAGACAAGAGGAAACAAUUGAGAGGAGGACACAGCUUUGUGAAAGCGAAAGUGACCGCAAGACACUGAUUUCGGAUGCGUUGAAAAGUAUAGACAUUAGAUGGUAUGUUGCUAAUUUUAAGGUUGAUCAUAUCAUAAGAAAGAUGGAGAAUUUGACUGGUGAAAUUUUGCCUGCUUCCUCUAUGUAUGAAAAGCUAGUAUUGUAUUACAUUGCCACUGUGGAUAAGGUGGAUGUAGCUAUUGAUUUGGUUGAUGUAAUGUCUGAAGCAGGCCUUACGCUCUCUAGUCAUGCAAUGCAAUCUUUAUUAGAGACUUGUUCGGAAACUGAUCAACAUUUUCGGGUUUUUGAAAUCUAUUCCAUCAUGAGUCGCCAUCCCCACCAUUUCGAGUUAAAUGGAAAGAUUUGCUGGCUUUUGGUACACUGUUGUGUAGUGAUGAAAGAUUUUGAAUGUGCGUACAAGAUGGUUAAUGAAUUGCAGAAAAAGUAUUUCAAAUACAAAACAACCAUGUAUAAUGCCAUUAUGGCAGGAUAUUUUUUCGAGAAAAACAAAAUUGGUGGGUUGGAGGUUCUCAAACAAAUGCGAGAUGCCAACGUAAAGCUCGAUUCAUACACUUUCAGCUAUUUGAUUGAAAAUUGUGAAACAAAAGAAGAGAUUAAGAAAUAUUAUGAAGAGAUGGAACAAUCUGGAAUCCACUUGACAAAAGAAGUUUUUGUAGCCCUGAUUCAUGCAUAUGUACCUUGCGGUGAAUAUUAUGAAGAACGAGAUAACAAGGAUGUGUUAUGGAAUUUACAUGGCGAGUUGGAGAGGGUGCUUCUCCUACUCAAGGAGUUGAGUGGUCAAGAUUGGGUUGACGGUUGCAGGUGGGCUAUCCGGUACUCAGUUCAAAACAAAAAUUUAAGUUCUACCAUUGAACUGUUUAAACAACUCAAGGAUUAUUACAAAAAUGAUGCACCCGAGAGAAGUGAUCCUUUAUAUUUCGGAAGUAAGAAACUGGUUUUUAAUGUUGAUGAAGCGUAUUUUCUAAUGUUGGAAAUUAGGUCCACCACAUAUUUGCAAUUUGGAUUGGACUUGCUCGAUCUAAUAAAAAAAGAGCUUGGUCUUGUUCCUUCACAAACGUGUCUUGAUGUACUCCUAAAACUUUGUGCCCUAUCAGAAGAUUUGAAUAAUGCUAAUUUGGUUUGGAGAGAAUUUGCAUCUGCCAAAUGUUUGUAUACUACAUUUAGCUACUUGAGUAUGUAUAAAGUACUUUUGGCCGCAGGAGAUCACAAAUCUGCUGACAUUAUGGCCAAUCAAAUUCCAAGUAUUUUAUCUGGUUAUGUUUCCAAGCUGAAGGAGCGCUAUAGCGCCAAAAAGGAUGACGAACUGGUAUCCGAUACGUAGGGUUGGCAAAACGGGUCCAACACGUCGGGAUGUCCUGUUUAGCCUGUUAUUUUUAGCGGACUUGUUUCAUAUGGUUGGCUCGCCUGCUUAACUCGAUGAAUAAAGGGGCGGACACGAGGCGGGGCAGGUCCUCUUGCUUAACUGGUUUUUCUUUUAUUGUUUUAGACUUGUAUUAUCCUUAUUUUAAGAUUUGUUUUAUGUUGACGAUUUUACUUAUUUUGCUAUUAUUAAGUAUGAUGUUGAGUUCGACAAUUUGUUAUUUACUAGACGUCUACCUGUGCGACACACAUACAAUGUUUAUAGAAUUAUUCUUAAUAA